CUAUCAGCCUCAAGGACACUGAGCAGAAGAGUGUGGAAAAGUAACCAGCAGGACAAGGGUGUUGUGUGGUUGGACGGUUGCUGAGCCUGUUUGCUGAUCUAUUUAUAAACACCUGAGAAUGGAUCUAGUGCUUUGGACCUUGUCUAUGACGCUGGCUCUUGUGGUGGGCUUGUUUGUGUUGUUGGUUUCUGGGGUGAUUUAUACUGUAUUCACUGAGCCGGUACUGCCACCGGGUAUCCAGGGGCCCGGUAAACUCAGGCUCAUCUACGGCUUGCAAGUGGCAAUUGGCACUUUGGGAAACAUCGCACAGAACCUGGGGUUGGGACCACAGGUCACUGUUGUUCGGUACAUACACACCAAGGUCCUCAGGAGAAAGAGCAAGAAGGAGACUGGGCUGAUCAUCCAGGAUGUCCAGUUUGAUGGCGUCCCUGUCAGGGUUUACCAACAGAGACAAGCUUUGGCGGAGGAAAGGUGUGGGAUCUUGUUCUUUCAUGGCGGUGGAUGGACGUUUGGCAGCAUAGAUGAAUAUGACCAUUUGUGCCAGUACAUCGCCAAGGAAACGGAUUCGACUGUGGUGUCUGUGGAGUACCGCCUUGCCCCAGAGCACAGAUACCCCACUCAGCUCGAAGACUGCCUAAAUGCCACUUUGCAUUUCCUCAAGACCGCUGGUGAUUACGGAGUUGACCGCACCCGGAUUGUUGUAUGCGGGGAUAGCGCUGGGGGCAACCUGGCUGCUGCCGUCUGCCUGAGAGUCACCUCCAUGAAAGAGAGCUUGGAUUUGCCAUCCCUCCGUGCCCAAGUCCUGAUCUACCCAGCCCUCCAAAUGGUCGACUUCAAUCUGCCUUCCUACCAACAAAACCAAUAUGUGCCCCUCCUCUUUCGAACACGCAUGGUCUUCUUCUACCUGCAGUAUCUGAACGGUGACAUGUCCUUAGCAGAAGAUGUGUUGUCAGGUCGCCACCUGCCUGUGGAACUCAAAACUAACUACAGGAGGUGGCUAAAGCCAGAUCUGAUCCCGGCCAAGUUUCAGGUCGGAGGUCACAAGCCCAACCUUGCCCUAAUGCAUGACGAUGAUGUUUAUAAUCUUGUGAAGCCCAGCUUAGAGCCAACAUUCGCCCCUCUCCUUGCCAGCGAUGCUGCCAUUGGCAAGCUGCCACCUGCGUACAUUUUGACCUGUGAGUUUGAUGUACUAAGGGAUGAUGGAUUGCUUUUCAAGAAGCGGCUAGAGGACAAUGGUGUUCCAGUUUCCUGGUACCAUGUUGAAGAUGGCUUCCAUGGGAUAAUCAGCUGCUUUGACAAUGGCUACUUGACCUUCUCAUCUGGGAGACAGGCUGUUGAUGACAUUGUCUCCUUCCUUGUAGACAUAUAGGGCUGGGUUUUCCAAGGAAUGACAGUUGGAGUCAGGUUGUCACUCUAUUCCUUCUUUUUUCCAUUCAUACAGAGCUUUGCGUUCCUGGCAGGGGAUUCCAAUUAAUGCCUUCAGAAAUACUAAUCAUCCUUGCAAUUUCGCAGCUCUCUUGUGGGGUAGGAUUAUUACAGGGAGUCAAACCAUGCACACUUUUUCAGGGCACUUGGAGCUUUACUCUGUGAUUGAUAUUUUAAAAGUCCCGCAGCAAGGCUAGUCACUUCAAUCACUUUUAUUGAAGGGUAAACAUACAAGAUCAGUAGGUAGGUUAGGGUGCCAAGUAUGCAGAGCGCCAGAUGAAUUAGGUGCCAGGGCAAAAGCCAACUAGCGAAAGUUGUAAAAGAUUAAGGUAGGAUGGUGUGGGAAGGAGUAUCAGGCCUGGCAGUGAGAUAGCAAUGGAGGAAGGAGUUGUCAUGUGGGUUGGAGUUGAUGUGUCUUCUAGCAGAGUUAUGGGGCUUUCAGGUUUUGGGGAGAAGGGAUGAGUGUUGUGCUCAGGGGGUUUAGGGCAAAUGGAGGAAUGUUGGGCUGUAGGAGAAGGAAAUUGGAAUUGGCAGAUGGGGGUUGCAGAGAGAUGGUGUGCUAUGUCUGGUGGCCGGAGAAAGUGUUGAGUCCGGGGGCAGGUGUCCUGGGUGGAGGGGUGCGAAGGUAGGUUGGCACCUGGGAUGGAUUUGGGAUGCCUGUGUGCAACACAACUCUCCAGUUUCUGAAUCAGUCCACUAUCCCCACUCCUAACUCUCAAAUAAUUUCCAGUCCAAGGCUACUGUAAAUUUUGCGUGUAAUCAUCUUUGUGGGACCACAUGCUGAAUGAUAUCUGGGAAUGUUUGUCUGUGUGUGUGUGUGUGUGUGUGUGUGUGUGUGUGUGUGUGUGUAUGAAAGAGUGUGUGUGAAACAGUGCAUGAUUGUGUGUGUGUGUUAGAGUGUGUGAUUGAGUGUGCGUGCAUUCGUGUGUAUGAGUGUGAAUGUGUGUGUGUGAAAAUAUGUGAGCGUGUGUGUGUGUGAGUAUAUGUGAGCGUGUGUGUGUAUGUGAAUAUGUGAGAGUG
Messenger RNA from Stegostoma tigrinum, 2445 nucleotides. It is a transcript of the gene aadacl4, whose product is annotated as arylacetamide deacetylase-like 4. Lineage: Eukaryota; Metazoa; Chordata; Chondrichthyes; Orectolobiformes; Stegostomatidae. Gene Ontology annotation, cellular component: membrane. The transcript has 4 exons. Bases 119 to 1369 code for a protein of 416 amino acids. Gene Ontology annotation, molecular function: carboxylic ester hydrolase activity. The record is from RefSeq and is a predicted model, not a curated record.